AUUUUUGACAUUAUUGUUGACGUGGCAUCAGUCAGUGUGUGCAACCGAUAGUUGUACAUCAAUGUCAUACAGAAAAUAAUAGUACGUUCAAUUGGCCUUGUUCUGUUUUCCGCUCAAGUGAUAUAAUUUUUCAAUUCGUGAACAAAUUUGGAAGUGUUUCAACGGGAAAUAAACUUAAAAUCAAAUAUUUCUUUCCAUAUUUUAUCUAAGCCAUCGAAAUUUGUGAAAACUCGAAACCUUGAAAAUGGACUCCAUCUUCGAGCGCUACCAAAAGGGAACAUCGUUCACGAAUUGGUCCGAGCGGUUGGGUUACUUUUUCAAUGCAGUCAAAAUAACUGAUGCCGAGAUGAAGAAAGCAUAUCUCAUAACGCUGCUGGAUGCUGCAAUGUUCAGUGAGUUGAAGCUGUUGGUCUCUAAUCGAGACUUGGAGCUGGUUCCGUACGAUGAAAUAGUUCAACGACUUCGAGAUCGUUACGAUCGCAAAGAAUGCGACUUCAUCCUGCGGUAUAAAUUUAACAACCGCGUACAACAGUCAAAGGAAACAGUGCAGGAUUUCAUCCAUGCCGUUAAACUGCAGUCCGAAGUUUGCGGUUUCGGAAACUUUAAGGAGACGGCGAUCGUCGAUCGUGUCGUAUUUGGGAUUCGGGAUAAGGUUCUGCAACGGCGACUCCUCUGUGAAGAUGAUCUCACGCUCAAAUCGAUGGAAAAGAUCAUAGCCACGUGGGAACUGACGGUAAUGGACCAAAGCGAAAAACGACCCGUCAAAGAGAGACUUGGAGUAGUGCCGCGCAGCUCUGCUGUAGGAACAUAUUAUGAGGACAUCGGCGGAGAAAACAAUCUUCAUAGUCGCGCAAAUAAAUAUUCAGGUUCGAUCUGUGGGUUUUGUGGCAAGCGGGGGCACGUCACGCGACGGUGCUUCGAGCUAAAAGCUGCACAGGAGAAAGACAUGAUGGAUGUAGACGCUGGUUCGAGGGCGCCCGUCAAGAUGACCACAGACAAUGACGACGAUGAUUACAAUUGGAAACGAUCAAAGAUAAUUUACUGAGAUCAUUUUUUUUUAUUAUGACCGACUAUUGUUAAAUUAGUGAUAGAUGUUGUACAUUUUUGUUCUUUUUAAUUUGCGCUGUAUGUUCUGUGAAUUCGAUUGGGUAAAUAAACGUUUUUGUAUCUGAUGA
This is a messenger RNA of Aedes albopictus (Asian tiger mosquito), 1175 nucleotides long. RefSeq lists its product as uncharacterized. Lineage: Eukaryota; Metazoa; Arthropoda; Insecta; Diptera; Culicidae. Gene Ontology annotation, molecular function: nucleic acid binding; zinc ion binding. Bases 245 to 1045 code for a protein of 266 amino acids. The transcript has 2 exons. The record is from RefSeq and is a predicted model, not a curated record.